This is a messenger RNA of Daucus carota subsp. sativus, 2367 nucleotides long. Its product is annotated as cationic amino acid transporter 4, vacuolar. The transcript has 15 exons. Bases 321 to 2162 code for a protein of 613 amino acids. Gene Ontology annotation, cellular component: membrane. Gene Ontology annotation, biological process: amino acid transport; transmembrane transport. NCBI's taxonomy places the organism in Eukaryota, Viridiplantae, Streptophyta, Magnoliopsida, Apiales, Apiaceae. The record is from RefSeq and is a predicted model, not a curated record. Gene Ontology annotation, molecular function: amino acid transmembrane transporter activity.
AAGAGAACAUGGGGCAAGACUCGAGAGUUUGAUUACAAUGAAAAAGGUGGGAGCAAGGGCAACCCCAGUUGGAAAUAUAAAACAUAACACAAAUUGAAUGUAGACGCUUUAGCGGAUAAGAACUUCGCCCAUCAAUCACUGUCAGAAUUUCAGAUGCGGCUAUACGUCCCAACUUAAAACUCAAUCUCUUCCUCUUUAAUAUAAACCGUGCCGUAACUUAACCCAUUUUAUCAACUCAGCUUCUUCUACAAAUUCGUUGUUGCCUCGGAUUAGAUUACCCUGCUUUUUUAUGUUACACCCCUUUUAAUUAGUUUGUAGAUAUGCAAAGGGGUGGGAGGAAUGGGGAUUAUCACUCUGGAUUUAGAUGCUUAAUAAGGAGAAAGAAGGCUGAUUCUAAUGAUAACCAGGGUGGUCAGCAGCUCGCCAGAACACUCACUGCUUUCGACCUCAUUGCUAUUGGUAUCGGAUCAACUAUUGGAGCUGGUGUUUACAUUCUUGUUGGAACAGUUGCUAGAGAGUAUACAGGACCUGCUAUUGCUAUUUCUUUUCUUAUAGCUGGAAUUGCAGCUGGACUUUCAGCAUUUUGUUAUGCGGAGCUGGCUUGUCGCUGCCCAUCGGCUGGGAGCGCUUAUCAUUAUUCUUAUAUUUGUGUUGGAGAAGGUGUUGCUUGGUUGAUUGGUUGGUCUAUGAUAUUGGAAUUUACGCUUGGCGGCGCAGCUGUUGCUCGUGGGAUAUCUCCAAAUGUGGCAUUGUUCUUUGGAGGAAUGGAUAAGUUGCCUGCAUUUUUAGGCCGUCUUAACAUUUAUGGCACAGUAGUAGAUCCGUGUGCAGCAAUUUUGGUUCUACUUGUAACAGGACUCCUCUGCACUGGAAUCAAGGAGAGUUCACUGGUUCAGGCCACUGUUACAACUAUAAACAUUGUUGCCUUAGUUUUCAUCCUUAUAGCUGGUGGAAUUGUUGGUUUUAGAACCGGAUGGAAAGGAUACCAAAUCUCUAGCGGGUAUUUUCCUUUUGGCAUCAAUGGGAUUCUUUCUGGAUCUGCAGCAGUGUUCUUUUCCUAUGUUGGAUUUGAUGCAGUAACCAGCACAGCUGAGGAGGUGAAGAAUCCUAAUCGAGAUAUGCCACUUGGUAUAGGCAUGUCAGUGGCUACCUGUUGCAUUUUCUAUAUGCUUGUAUCUUCUGUGGUAGUUGGUUUAGUGCCAUACAAUGAAUUAGAUCCAGACACCCCUAUCUCGUCAGCUUUUGCUAGCUAUGGGAUGGGUUGGGCAGUAUACAUAAUAUCAACAGGAACUGUUACUUCUCUUUGUGCUGCUUUAAUGGGUGCAAUUCUUCCCCAGCCCCGCAUAUUAAUGGCAAUGGCUAGAGAUGGGUUGUUACCAUCAUUCCUUUCACACAUUAACAAACGCACCCAAGUUCCGGUCAAGGGCACAAUAUUGACUGGCAUCUUUAUUGCAGCCCUAUCAUUUCUUAUGGAUGUUUCAGAAUUGGCAGGAAUGGUUAGUGUAGGUACACUACUAGGAUUCACCGCUGUUGCAGUUUCAGUGUUAAUAUUAAGAUACGUUCCGCCAGGCGAAGUAUCUGUACCAUCAACAGUCUCAGAAUAUGAUGUUUCUGUCUCAUUACCAUUGAGCACUGAAACCCAAGAUAUAUAUGGGGAAAAUCCUGAAGAUUCUGUUAGACAUCCUCUCAUAGAUAAAGGAGUUUCCCAAAAUGGAAGUAGUGAACUGUUAAGAAGAAGAAUAGCUUCUUGGAGCAUAGCCCUUGUCUGUAUAGGGGCUCUUGUUCUCUCAUCUGCAGCUUCAGCUAAAGAUCUUCACAGCAUUCCUCGCUAUACCUGUUGCACAAUAGGAGGUGCUCUUCUGCUGUGCUGUCUGACUGCAUUGACCUUUAUCAAGCAAUAUGAUGACAUACAAAUUUCAGGGCAAACCAUUGGUUUCAAGUGUCCAUAUGUUCCUUUCUUACCGGUUGUCUGCAUUCUUAUAAACACAUACCUACUGAUAAAUCUGGGGGCUAGCACAUGGACUCGGGUUAGUGUAUGGCUUCUAGCAGGAGCAUUGCUCUAUCUAUUCUACGGUAGGAAGCACAGCUUAUUAUCAGGCGCUAUUUUGGUUCCAAGUGCAGACCCUUUCAAUACAUCUGCUGCUCAUCCAAGAACUGAUUAGGAUAGCCACACACUGUCGGCAAAUCAUGUUUCAUAUGUACCCUCUUAAGGUAUUUUGUUGUAUUGUGAUAAAUAUUCAGUUGUAUAUCAUCAAAAUUGAGCCUGUAACAUACAAGGAAUUGUAAACAUGUGGGGAUUGAGCUGUACUUCAGGAAUCAGGACAUGUUGUAUUGAAGUGUAUAAAAUACAAGAAAGUUAUACUUCAA